Naumovozyma dairenensis CBS 421 is the source of this 987-nucleotide messenger RNA. RefSeq names its product pseudouridine synthase PUS2 (gene PUS2). Gene Ontology annotation, cellular component: nucleus. The record is from RefSeq and is a predicted model, not a curated record. Lineage: Eukaryota; Fungi; Ascomycota; Saccharomycetes; Saccharomycetales; Saccharomycetaceae. Gene Ontology annotation, biological process: mRNA pseudouridine synthesis; tRNA pseudouridine synthesis. Bases 1 to 987 code for a protein of 328 amino acids. Gene Ontology annotation, molecular function: RNA binding; pseudouridine synthase activity. The transcript has a single exon.
AUGUCUUUAAAAGCGAUACUCUCAUCGAUCAAGAAGACACUGCUUGGAACAACACCGACGACGAAUGAGGUUAUAAGAAAGAUCCCUAAACGUAGAGUAGCCAUAAUGUUAGGUUAUCGAGGAACAGGAUAUUAUGGAAUGCAAUAUAAUCCUCCCAGAGAAACUAUAGAGUCUACAUUAUUCAAUGCCUUGGUUUCUGUAGAUGCGAUAUCUGAAAAAAAUUCAUUGGAUAUAAGUAAGAAUGGAUUAAUGAGAACCGCAAGGACAGAUAAAGGAGUCCAUGCUGCUGGUAAUUUGAUAUCUUUGAAGGUUCUUAUGAAGGAUCCAAACACUUUAAAUGAAUUGAAAACUAAACUUAACGGUGUGCUAUCAGAAUCUGGAUCUGGAUUAAAAAUCUGGGAUAUUAGAAGAAUAAAUAAAUCCUUUAAUUGUAGGAAAGUUUGUAGCUCUCGAUGGUAUGAAUACUUGCUACCUGCUUGUGUAUUGGACAAUACUGUAACGAGGGGUCCUUUGAAUUUGGAUAUUUUGAAAAAAUAUAGAGUUUCUGAUACAAUACUUAAUAAAUUUCAAAAUGUAUCAAAUCAGUAUAUCGGAUCACAUAACUUUCAUAAUUUCACAGUGAAGAAAACGUCCACAGACUUAUCUUGUAAAAGAUAUGUUAAAAAAAUUAUAAUCGCUCCACUUGUGGAUAUGAAUAAUAUAGAAUGGAUAUCAGUUAGAUUGCACGGCCAAUCAUUCAUGAUGAAUCAGAUCAGAAAAAUGUUAUCUUUAGCAAUAUAUUUGACACGGUACGAUUAUCCUUCAUCUACAGUAAACUCACUUUUCGCUACAGAUAUAAAAGUGUACAUUCCUAACGCACCUGCUUCAGGAUUACUUCUUGAUUUCCCCAUAUUCGAUGCAUACAAUGAAAAAUUAAUCAAACUCGGAUACUCACCUAUCGAAUUCAACCAAUAUAGAAAGAAAAUGAAUGAUUUCAAAAAAAAAUAA